Molecule: messenger RNA, 806 nt
Organism: Hevea brasiliensis (rubber tree)
Lineage: Eukaryota; Viridiplantae; Streptophyta; Magnoliopsida; Malpighiales; Euphorbiaceae
Product: glutathione S-transferase F11
Exons: 3
Coding region: 44-688 (214 amino acids)
Cellular component (GO): cytoplasm
Molecular function (GO): glutathione transferase activity; glutathione binding
Source: RefSeq, a predicted model, not a curated record
CUAGAACCCUUCUCUUGGCUAAAACAUACACAAGGAUUAGAAAAUGGUAGUGAAGGUUUAUGGUCCAGUGCAAGCUGCCUGCCCACAGAGGGUAUUGGCUUGCCUUUUGGAGAAGGAUGUGGAGUUUGAGAUUCUUCAUGUUGAUCUUGCUUCUGGAGAGCACAAACGGCCUGACUUCCUUCUCAAACAGCCAUUUGGGCAAGUUCCUGUCGUGGAGGAGGGUGAUUUACAGCUUUUUGAAUCUAGGGCAAUCAUAAGGUACUACGCAGCGAAAUACGCAGACCGUGGGCCUAACCUAGUUGGAAAGACAUUGGAAGAGAGAGCUCUAGUGGACCAAUGGCUGGAAGUGGAAGCCCACAACCUCAACGAUUUGGUGUACAAUCUGGUGUUUCAACUUGUGAUCUUGCCAAGGAUGGGGCAGCCAGGGGACUUGAAGUUAGUCCACAGCUGCGAGCAGAAGCUGGAGCAGGUGCUCGAUGUGUAUGAGCAAAGAUUGUCCAAGAGCAAGUAUCUUGCUGGAGAUUCAUUUACUCUUGCUGAUUUGAGCCAUUUGCCUGGAAUUAGAUAUCUGGUGAAUGAAGUUGGAAUGUGCCAUUUGGUGAGAGAGAGGGAGAAUGUUAAUGCUUGGUGGCAGGAUAUUUCAAGCCGUCCAGCUUGGAAGAAAUUAAUGGAACUUGCUGGUUUCUAGUUGUUGGGAAUUAUUUGCUACUUGCUAGCACUAAAUUAAUAUGUAUCUCUCUGUAUUUGAAGGAAGAAUGGCUCCUGUUCUGUGAAAUAUACAUAAUUUCACUUAUUACCCAAGCAGC